CUGACCCGAGGAGACGUGUAUAUAAACCCCCUUGACUCAGCCCACAUCCCACAGUAUCCCGAGUCAACCCUCACAGACAACAACAUGCAGCAGAUAGUCCUCCUCGCUUGCCUGGCCGCCGUCGCCGUCGCUGCCCCUCAGCAGUUUGUAAACGACUUCGACCAACCAGAGAUCCGUCGCCCUAUCGCCAUCUUGAGGGACGAACGCACUGACAACGGUGACGGCAACUUUAACUACCUGUUCGAGGCUGAGAAUGGCAUCUUUAUGAACGCCGUCGGCACCCCAGGCUCCAAGGGCCAGAGCAACAUUCAGGGCUCCUACAGGUUCCCCCUCCCUGACGGCACCAUCGCUGAGGUCCGCUAUUUUGCUGACGAGAACGGCUACGUUGCUGAGUCCCCCCUCAUCCCCACCCCUCACCCCCUCCCCGCCCACGCCAUCGAGCAGAUCCGCAUCGCCGAGGAGCAGCGCGCCCAGGGCAUCACCUUCCAGUAAGACGACGUUCUUGAGAUGACAAUGAAGCAAUACGAGUGUCGACUUGAUCUUCGAAUCCUUACCAUAUUCUACAAAGAGCUUACCUAGUUCCUAGCUCUCUUUCUCUCUUUCUCUCUCGAUCUUUUUAUUCUAAUUACUUGACAGGAUAGUUUUAUCUCCAACUGGAGCUUCGACUUCAUUGAUACCUAGGAGAUCAAAUUCCCUCCUGAAGCAUCGAACUUAUUUUUCUGUUGCCUGACCUGUUGCCCAACCUGUUCCAGCUCCAAGCUAUAAGUUCCAACUCAUUGUGUUAUCUUUAUAUAACACCAAGUGAGUAACAGCUCCAGAAGGGUGAUGAGAAGUUAAGAAAACAAGAGAGAAAACGCGUCUUUUUUCUAUACGUGUGAGUGAAUGAACCCUUACUGUACCGACUUCCAACUGGAGCUUCGAAACUUUUAACUUGUUUGAAUUAAUUUUUUUUUUGUGAAUUAUUGUGAUAUUUUCUGAUGGAAUGUUCACAAGUAAAUAAAAUAAACUGAGAUCGAUUGUU
Homarus americanus (American lobster) is the source of this 1021-nucleotide messenger RNA. Its product is annotated as cuticle protein AM1199-like. The transcript is spliced from 3 exons. Gene Ontology annotation, cellular component: chitin-based extracellular matrix. Gene Ontology annotation, molecular function: structural constituent of chitin-based larval cuticle. The record is from RefSeq and is a predicted model, not a curated record. The coding region runs from base 85 to 492 and encodes 135 amino acids. Lineage: Eukaryota; Metazoa; Arthropoda; Malacostraca; Decapoda; Nephropidae.